AUGUCAAACGAUUUCCCUUCCUCGCCUGCGAAACGAGUCAAGACUGCCACUUCAAAUGGUGGUAGCAGUCCAAAACGCCAGUCUCCGAGGAAUAUCAAGUCCCAAAGAGCAAUCCAAAUUGAGAUGCCCGAAUCAGAAGACGAAGAACAAGGGCUGGAGGAUGGAGGGCUCGACCUUGCUGCUCCUCCGAGAGCCACGCAGCUAGAGGCCACCUUGCCGCCGGUUCAAACAGAUGAAGAAGCUAUUGAAGCCUAUGAGGCUUACAAGGCGAGCGAAUAUGUACAUCAAGAGCAAGACCGGACUGAUUGUAGCACAACGUCAUCUCGACCGAAAUCGCCAUCUUUGAUCGGUAGACGCAGUUCCAUCUAUGUGGAUGCAUUCAACCUCGCAUUGGACACUGUUCUCGAAGACGAACGUCAUCUAUUCAGUGAAGCUGAGCUGGGCCUCUUCCGCACAUGGAGAGGACUCGACUAUGACGCGCAGUAUCUCUAUGUGAGGCUGUUCUUGCGCAAAACGAGCAAAUGGUUCCGCGUAAAGGAUUUGCAAUAUUGCAGUGAUGUUGCUGACAUUCAUGCCGCGGUGAAGGAAUUACAAAAGGAGAGAGCAUUACCGGCUGUCGAGGCGGGACCAGCGAUGCAUCCGGGAGAAUUAAAACCGCCGGAAGGAGCCGUCUUAGGCGAAAUAUUCACCUUUGCCGAAUGUUCCUCAGAUCAGAUCAGGACGUUGGAUGAAGCAUCCAGUCUUUUACUUUUGGAUGAGCUGAAAAGUUUAGCCAAGGAAGCCAAAGUGAAAGGAAAGAACAAGCGCGAAUUGUUACAAAACCUUCGACGAACCAGUGGCAGACAGAGCGGACUGGGUUUCAAAGAACUACGACGGGCAGAAGCCGAGGAGUCCGCAGGAAGUGUCAUGUCUGGGGACAGUCGGUCCGUCUGCGAUGAUGGUGAUGAUGAUGAAGACGAGAGUAGUGGUUCCAGAACACCAAAUCAUACCACCAACAACCGAGACGCCCAUUUCACCAAAAAAAUCCUCGAUCAGACUGGACGGUGUAUUCGACUUUCCUUGACACCUCUCAAACUCUUCGAACGGGCCCAUCUCGUGUUCUACCGAAGUACCGAAUGGACGGAGAAGAGUUUAACGACGUUGAUUCUGGCCCAGAUCUCCAGACGGAAUUUCCCAGAGUAUAUCGUCAGUCGAUCGACGACAAUAUUCGAGUCCAGAGCUUUGUUGCUCGAAUUCGAAGCCAGCCUUCGCACCCAGUUUCGGGUUGAGAGUAUUCUUGAAUUCAAUGGCACCCCUGGGCGUAAAUCACUCGAAGAGAUCAGGGGGAUUUUCGAGGCUGUCUAUCCUCGCUGGAAGGUCCUGUUGGCAGAGGAACAACGAAAAGAAGAACGCGUCCACCAUAGUGGAGAGGGAGUGUAUCUUCGUCGAUUCAGUCCUGCUUGGGUCUACACGCGCAUUGUGCACAAGGCACUACAUCCUUUGGCGAGAUUCAAAGAACAUCUUCGAGAACAUCAGCUCUUGACGGAGCUUUUGGACCAACAGCUCUUCCACGCCUCGAAACGAGGAGCGUGGUACCAGCGGAAAGCACUCUUGGAGGAACACUACAUGCACGCGCUGACGCCGAUGGAGAACCGAACAGUCGAAGCGAACAAGAAGCACUGGAAAAGAAUCGCCCUCCGGACUUGUGAACAGGGCCUUCAAGAUAAAGAGUGUCAUGUUAUUUAUCACUACGAUUUACAGAAGCGGAUCAAGAAGCUGGAGAAACAACUUCAUUUACCAUUGAGAGAACAACAUGACUUUGGCCAUGUGAGGCUGGGCAAGGCCGUCGAGAGGGAUGUAGUGGGGAUCAAGAUCGAGACGGACAAAGAAGACGUACCGUCCAGAAAUCUGAGUCGAAAGAACACCGUCAACACACCGACGACAAAUACCAAAGACACCCCGACAACUACGACAAUCACCCGUCCGGUAACUACGACCAACAAACCACUACCAACCUUACCUAGUUUCUCUGGCGGCGGCCCCGGCACCAAAACAAUCUGGCUCGAUACCCUCGACACCCAACUCCCCGUAAGCGUGGAAGCCAUGUGUCUCUCCCACUACCGGCACGUGCUGGGCUAUAGAGGCUACCACAGCGAGGGCGGCAUUCUACGCACCCUUUUCGGUCUCAUAUUCUACGAUAUCCUCUUCUUCAACCCCUACAUCCCCAAUGUCUUCCAGACCCCUUACCAGACAUGCCCUUUGGACCUGCACACAGAUGGCUUCUUCUCCUCGCGCAUGCCCGAGAUUUUGUCUCGCGUCAACCAGCUUUCGAACGGUGAAGCUGUUGAUAUCGCGCGGAAGGUGUGGGACGAGAACUUUGAGCGUCGAACCUGUAUUGUGGGCGUCAGAUGGGAUGAGUUUGAAAGAGAUGAUUUAUUUGAGUUGCUCGAGUGUUUUGAUGGGCAUGCGCUCGGGACGAUCAUGUUGGUGAUGGCCCAGGAAUAUCAGAACAGAGCUGGUGGCGUGCCUGAUUUGGUGCUUUGGAAGAAAUUUCCUCCCACCUCAUCCUCUUCAUCUGCAGGAGAUCAAGUCCACGGUGAUAGUGCGGCCUCUCAUGAGCAUCAUUCGGAUGAACGUGAACACGAAAAUGGACAUGAACUUGAAAACGGCCCAGAACAUGGCAAUGAAAAUGCAGCCGCAAAUGCGACCGGGAAAAUGAAAGGCGAAGUCCUUUUCGUUGAAGUGAAAUCGGCCAACGACCGGCUUAGCGACACACAACGCCUAUGGAUUUCCGUCCUCCUGGGCGCCGGUGUCAAAGUUGAAUUAUGCCAUGCUGUUGCUGGGGAGGUGAGGAGGGCGUAA
Rhinocladiella mackenziei CBS 650.93 is the source of this 2841-nucleotide messenger RNA. RefSeq lists its product as uncharacterized. Gene Ontology annotation, biological process: interstrand cross-link repair. Gene Ontology annotation, molecular function: flap-structured DNA binding; 5'-3' exonuclease activity; 5'-flap endonuclease activity. Lineage: Eukaryota; Fungi; Ascomycota; Eurotiomycetes; Chaetothyriales; Herpotrichiellaceae. Bases 1 to 2841 code for a protein of 946 amino acids. Gene Ontology annotation, cellular component: nucleus. The record is from RefSeq and is a predicted model, not a curated record. The transcript has a single exon.